This is a messenger RNA of Pseudophryne corroboree (corroboree frog), 1054 nucleotides long. RefSeq names its product ADP ribosylation factor like GTPase 10 (gene ARL10). Bases 57 to 800 code for a protein of 247 amino acids. The transcript has 4 exons. The record is from RefSeq and is a predicted model, not a curated record. Lineage: Eukaryota; Metazoa; Chordata; Amphibia; Anura; Myobatrachidae. Gene Ontology annotation, molecular function: GTP binding; GTPase activity.
CGUGCCCAUGUGGUGACGUCAGUACUGGGCUGGGUCUCGGUGGAGGCGCAGGGUUGAUGGCGGCUCUUAGGAACCUGUCAAUGGUUAUCGGGGCGGCUGUGGCGGCGCUGGGCUCUGUUCUGUUCAUCGCCUGGAGCCGCUAUGUGCCCGGCAGGAGGAGGCUGAAGUGGACGGCCCAUCAGCAGCAGCCGCACAUCGGUGAUCAGGUCAAAUACUUGGAUCGGCAAAUUCUAGUGCUGGGUUUGGAUGGAGCCGGUAAAAGCAGCAUAAUUCAUGCAUUGAGCACUAACACCAUUCGAUCCAGCUCUGCGCCAACUCAUGGGUUUAAUACUGCUCAGAUCCUCAGCCAGGGACUGAGAAUUGAACUGUUAGAGGUUGGAGGCAGCCUGAAUCUUCGGACAUACUGGAACCAAUAUCUAAAAAAUGCAGACAUUAUGGUGUUUGUGGUAGACUCUACAGAUGACAAGCGCUUGCAGCUAGCUCGACAUGAACUGCAUCGGUUGUUGGAAGAAGCACCACGACUGCCACUCAUGGUGCUGGCAAAUAAACAGGAUUGUAAAUCCACACUUGGCAUCUCUGACAUUUACACUGAGCUUUCGCUGCACAGAAUCCAAGGCCUGAGAGAGGUGACCCUGCUGGGGACUAGUGCUGUGUGUGAUGGGUAUGGCCAGAGCACCACGUUACAUACGGUGAGAUCCCUGCUGGAGGAAAGGUUACACAUGCUGAAAGAACCACAAGAAAUGGUGCAUCAGCACAGCACCCACUGUCCAACAUCUCUGGAAAGAGAGAAGAGUGCCUAAUCCUUUGAGGCGGCUCACCAUCUUCCUGGUGGAGCUGGAAGGACUUAGCCAGCACAAGAGGCCUCACAAACAGUUGCCAAAUUCUUACUUAAGGGAUACAUUUACAGAGGACACCGGAAGAAAGGGCUGGACCCACCUUCAACCUCUGACUUUAGGAACAUUGCCUGUUCACUCCUUGAAACAUAGUUUAUUUAUAGAAGGACCAACAGUUUUUUUUUUAAAUGUUGUUGAAAGAAUAAAAAUGUUACUUUGGA